Molecule: messenger RNA, 3868 nt
Organism: Thunnus maccoyii (southern bluefin tuna)
Lineage: Eukaryota; Metazoa; Chordata; Actinopteri; Scombriformes; Scombridae
Gene: npr1a
Product: natriuretic peptide receptor 1a
Exons: 22
Coding region: 338-3541 (1067 amino acids)
Biological process (GO): protein phosphorylation; receptor guanylyl cyclase signaling pathway; intracellular signal transduction
Cellular component (GO): membrane
Molecular function (GO): peptide receptor activity; ATP binding; protein kinase activity
Source: RefSeq, a predicted model, not a curated record
CGCACGAAGCAGCCCACCAGAGCGGAGCGUGCAUGUGAGCGCGUGCCCGCCUCUGCCUCGCGGUGUGUGCGCGUGCAGACAGACAGAGGCUGCAGCCGGAACCUCACCGGGACGUUUUUUAAAGCCUUCGGUGUGCUGCAGUCACCGGGAGCAGAACCGGAAACGAACCGCAGAUCCUUUUUUUCUUUCUUUUCAUGUUGCCGUGGAAACAUCUUCUUCUUCUUCUUUUUCUUCUUCUUCUUCUUCUUCGUCUGUUUGUUUGUGUUCUGCUGGAACAUGAAGCUGCAGGAAGCGACUGACUGAAGAUCUGAGCAGCUCGUCUGACAGGCUCAUCAUUAUGCUGUCCAGGUGGCCCCGCUCCUCACCCCUCCUCUUGCUGCUGCUCGUCCAAUCAGCUGUGUCCUCUCUGUCCGCUGACAACGCUACAGAGGAGCUGCAGGAGGUGACUCUGGCAGCCAUCUUGCCCCAGACGAACACGGACUAUGCGUGGUCAUGGCCUCGCGUGGCGCCGGCGCUGCAGCAGGCAGUGCGGCAGGUGAACUCUGACCCAUGGCUGCUGCCGGGUCUGAAGCUGCGGCUUGUUCACGGCAGCUCAGAGAACCGCGACGGCUUCUGCUCCGACUCCAUAGCGCCACUGGUCGCCGUCGACCUCAAGCUGUCCCAUGACCCCUGGGCCUUCAUCGGGCCCGGCUGCGAUUACUCGUCCUCGCCAGUUGCCCGCUUCACCACGCACUGGGAGGUUCCCAUGGUGACGGCUGGUGCCCGCGCCAUCGGCUUUGAGAUGUACACGGCGGUCACCAACACGGGCCCGACCCACAAGAAGCUGGGCGAGUUCGGCAUCAAGAUCCAGGAGACGUUUGGCUGGCGGCGGCACGCCAUGCUCAUCUUCAGCAACAACAAGGACGCCAACGACGACCGGCCCUGUUACUUUGCCGUUGAGGGGCUCUACACAUUGCUAGGCAACCGCAACAUCAGCAUCCACGACUACGUCAUCGAGGUCGACAAUGUCGACUACAAGUUGAUGAUCCAAGAUAUCCGUGAGAACGGCCGAGUGGUAUACGUGUGCUGCUCCUGGGACAUAUUCAGGACUCUGAUGGUCAAGCUCUGGAAUGAGGGGCUGGAGUUGGAGGACUACGUGUUCUUCUUCAUUGAUCUUUUUGCGGAGGGUUUGGGGCACCAGGGUCCCGUCAGGCCGUGGCACCGGGGAGAACCCGACGACUUCAUCGCUCACCACGCCUUCAGAAGUGUGAAGGUGCUGACCUACCUGGAGCCGCAGAAUCCAGAAUAUCUUCAGUUUGUUGAAACUCUGAAGAAAGACGCAAAGAAAAUGUUCAACUUCACCAUCAAAGACUCUCUGUAUAACCUGAUAGCUGGAGGUUUCCAUGAUGGAGUGAUGCUGUACUCUCAGGCUCUGAAUGAGACACUGAGCGAGCAGAACUGGAGAGGAGGAGGAGGAGGAGGAGGAGCAGUCCAGAGGCCCAGAGGAGACGUGGUGACCAGGAAGAUGUGGAACAGAACCUUCCCAGGAGUGAUGGGAAUGGUGGAGAUGGACACGUUGGGAGACAGACAGAUGGACUUUGCUGUCUGGGACAUGACGGACUACGAGUCUGGAGAGUUUCAGGUGGUGUGUGUGUAUAACAGCAGUAAGAACCAGCUGGUCAUGCAGAGUGGGCGGAGCUUCCAGUGGCCUGGUGGCUCUCCACCUCCAGAUAUCCCCGAGUGUGGCUUCAAGAACGACAAUCCAGCCUGCCUUACACGUACAAUUACAAUGCAUCAGAUGGUUGCCAUAGUGAUCUGCUUCGUGUUUGUCAUCAUUGUUACCAUCACCGUCUUUAUCUACAGGAAGCUGAAGCUGGAGAGCGAGCUAGCAGCUCAGCUGUGGAGGGUUUCCUGGGAUGAUGUCCAGAUGAGUAACCUGGAUAAAGUCCUGCGGAGAGCCUGCAGCAGACUCACCAUGUCUCUGAAAGGAUCCAACUACGGCUCUCUGAUGACCAUGGAGGGAAACUUCCAGAUCUACACUAAAACUGGAUACUAUAAGGGAAACCUGGCAGCCAUAAAGUAUAUCAACAAAAAACGCAUGGAACUGACCAGGAACGUUCUGUUUGAACUAAAACAUAUGCGUGAUGUUCAGAAUGAACACCUGACCCGCUUCAUCGGCGCUUGCAUUGACCCACCAAAUAUGUGCAUCAUCACAGAGUACUGUCCUAGAGGCAGCCUGCAGGACCUGAUGGAGAGCGACAGCAUCACACUGGAUUGGAUGUUCAGAUACUCCCUCAUCAAUGACAUUGUCAAGGGCAUGGCGUUCCUCCACAACAGCGUCAUUGUCUCCCACGGCAACCUGAAGUCAUCAAACUGUGUGGUGGACAGUCGCUUCGUCCUGAAGAUCACCGACUAUGGUCUGGACAGUCUCCGAAACUCCAGCUGCCCCGAGGACACACACGCAUACUACGCCCGUAAGCUCUGGACGGCACCAGAGCUGCUGAGGAUGGACUGUCCUCCUCCCUGUGGGACUCAGAAAGGAGACGUUUACAGUUUCGGCAUCAUUCUGCAGGAAGUGGCUCUGCUGAGAGGAGUUUUCUACCUCGACACACACACUCUCACUCCCAAAGAGAUUGUUCAGGCAGUGUGUCAGGGUGGUGUCCCCCCCCUCCGUCCCUCCCUCUGCUCCCACAGUCACAGUGAGGAACUCGGAGUCCUGGUCCAGCGCUGCUGGAGCGAAGAGCCGAGCGACCGACCCGACUUCAGCACCGUGAAAAUACUGCUGAGGAAACAACACAGGGGUUACGGCUCCAACAUCCUGGACAACCUGCUGUCUCGUAUGGAGCAGUACGCCAACAACCUGGAGGAGCUGGUGGAGGAGCGAACACAGGCAUACCAUGAAGAGAAACGCAAAGCUGAAGCCCUGCUGUACCAGAUACUACCACAUUCGGUGGCCGAGCAGCUGAAACGAGGUGAGACGGUUCAGGCCGAAGCUUUUGACUCUGUAACGAUCUACUUCAGCGACAUCAUCGGCUUCACUGCCCUGUCUGCUGAGAGCACGCCACUGCAGGUUGUGAACUUGUUGAACGACCUCUACACCUGUUUUGAUGCCAUCAUCGACAACUUUGAUGUUUACAAGGUGGAGACGAUCGGUGACGCCUACAUGGUGGUGUCGGGUCUGCCGGUGAGAAAUGGGAAGCUGCAUGGUCGGGAGGUCGCACGCAUGUCGCUUGCCCUGCUGGAUGCCGUCAAGAACUUCAAGAUCCGACAUCGACCAAACCAGCAGCUCAAACUGCGUAUCGGCAUACACAGCGGUCCAGUGUGUACAGGUGUGGUUGGGCUGAAGAUGCCCAGGUACUGUCUGUUUGGAGACACAGUCAACACGGCGUCACGCAUGGAGUCCAACGGAGAAGCUCUGAAGAUUCACUUGUCGGAGGCGACUCGGCUGGUCGUGGAGGAGUUCAGCUGCUUCCAGCUGCAGCUCAGAGGAGAGAUUGAAGUGAAGGGCAAAGGUCGCAUGAGGACGUACUGGCUGCUGGGAGAGAGCAACAGCAACAAGUGACCGAGAGAGAGAGAUUUAUCAGUGAUGAGAUGGAGAGAGGAAGAGUUAAAGGAAAGUUCAGAAAACAUGUUUAUUUGUUUGUGACAGAAAGAAACAAAGACAGAAAGAUAUCAGACAGAUAGAAGGAUGUUUGAGGUCAAAGGUCACACUAACACCAAACAGACUGAUUGACUGACUGACAGGUCUUAAACACCUCCUCCUCUCUGAUUGAACGUUUACCUCUGACAUCAUUUAUCAUGUUGACUUUGCAGAACUCAAACUAAAAAAACAGACAGACGAAUGUUUUACUGUAAACUAAAACAUCUGAAAACCAAAAGUUUAGUUAGU